Penicillium verrucosum is the source of this 1053-nucleotide messenger RNA. RefSeq names its product putative peroxisomal membrane anchor protein (Pex14) (gene pex14). Gene Ontology annotation, molecular function: signaling receptor binding. Lineage: Eukaryota; Fungi; Ascomycota; Eurotiomycetes; Eurotiales; Aspergillaceae. Gene Ontology annotation, cellular component: peroxisomal membrane; peroxisomal importomer complex. Bases 1 to 1053 code for a protein of 350 amino acids. The transcript is spliced from 6 exons. The record is from RefSeq and is a predicted model, not a curated record. Gene Ontology annotation, biological process: protein import into peroxisome matrix, docking.
AUGGCUCCACGCGAGGAACUGAUUGCCUCAGCUAUUACCUUCCUCCAGGACCCAUCGGUUGCAUCUUCGCCCAUUGAAAAGAGAGUCUCGUUCCUUCAAUCUAAGAACUUGACUCAAGAGGAAGUGGACAUUGCCUUAUCGCGAGUGGGCGAAGACCCGUCUGCCGCGGCCGCAGCUACAGCUUCGGCAUCCCCAGCACCUAGUUACUCUUCACAGCCAGUUCCUUACCGGCAACCACAACCGCCUCAAGGAUAUGGCUAUCCCCCAUAUAAUCAAUGGCAGCCGCCUCCCGAGCCACCCAAGAGAGAUUGGCGUGACUGGUUUAUUAUGGCGACAGUCGUGGGUGGAGUUGGUUAUGGGUUGUAUACCGUCACAAAGCGUUAUAUUGCACCUUUGAUCGCCCCACCGACCCCUCCCCAGCUGGAGCAAGAUAAAGAAAACAUCGAUGAGCAGUUCUCACGCGCAUUUACUCUGAUCGAACAACUAUCGACCGACACUGCUGCAUUGAAGACCGCCGAGGAAGCCCGUACCGAGCGCCUGGAUGGGGCUCUCAAGGACGUGGAGAAUCUUGUUACUGAUCUCAAAAGCUCAUCCCGCCGAAGGGAUGAUGAGACUCGUCGCAUUAGUGACGAGGUGAAGUCAUUGAAGGAUGCCAUUCCCAAGGCCCUUGAAGGUGCCAGGGAAGGCAAUGAGAACCGACUGAAGGAGCUCGGAACUGAGCUCAAGAGCUUGAAGACCUUGCUGGGCAAUCGACUUGGUGGUAGCGGAGCUACCCCGUUGCUGACCCCCGCCACUUCGGCUCCUCCUGCCGCCACCAACAGCUUGGCUGCUACUGUGACUCCAGCUGAACAGGAGCCAACUCCAGCUGCUGCCCCCGUGAGCACAAGCCAGAGUCCUAACCCUCUCUCGCAGCUCGGUCGGUCUGCCUCCAUCCCGGCGUGGCAAAUGGCCGCGGCCAACCGGUCUAAGGUCAACUCGCAGCAAAGUACACCUGCUACCCCUGCUGAGACCACCGCUAGCCCGAGCCUGGAGCAGAGUGCUCCUCCCAGCUAA